Molecule: messenger RNA, 1056 nt
Organism: Linnemannia hyalina
Lineage: Eukaryota; Fungi; Mortierellomycota; Mortierellomycetes; Mortierellales; Mortierellaceae
Source: the annotation of a GenBank genome assembly
AUGGCCCACGAAUUAUUAGCUUCUUGCCUGCUGGUCUCCCGUUACUUUCAUCAGGCCCUCGAACCUAUCUUCUUCAGCCACCUCUACCUCGUCUACGACAAGACCCGUCGGCCCUCUCCUGCACUCAUCCAGUCCCAGUAUCUCCACCGUAUCCGUCACCUCUUCACGAUCAACUUCAUCUCGGUCGACUAUCUCCUGCUCGACUUUCGAAACUUGACCUCAAUCAGUCUGAAGGGCUUUGUCUAUCGUGGUAGCUACGACUACGACGAGGAUGACGAGGUUUCAGAUCCUGAUCAAGUUGGCAGUGCUGACGAGAUCAUGAGUGUAGAGUUUGCGGAUAUCAUAGGACUCUCCGUCCUGGCACAACUCGAGUUUCUUGCGCGAUGCCCCAACGUCCAAAAGAUCCAUUGGCAAUCAACCACACGACGCAGCCAGUAUGUGAAACACUAUCGACUGCUGGAACAGGAUAAUGUCAUUUCUGUGAACCAACCCCUGCCAAGCACAGACGACAUUCGCCGAUUCAUCCAACCCGGGACAUGGAUGCAUCUCCGGUCGUUGGUCGUGUCGGGGGUAUACAGCCCAUACUAUGGCAAAGCGCUCGAGUUUAUUCAGGACGAAGGGUUUGCCCACAUACUCGAGUCAAUCCCCACACAGCACCUUAUGGAACUGGACUGCAGUGGCACCGCCUUUGAACCGUUGGGGCUAGAGGCAUUGAAGAGGCACUGCGAUGUUUUGAGGCUACUGGUGAUCAAACGGUCAUCAAGCUUCACAAGCGCCUUAGUUCAAGAGGCCUUGGAGUCGUUCCCAAAGCUGACGUCCUUGCCAGUGGAUCAUCUGUCGGUUGAAGAUGUUGAGCGCGGCAGACCUUGGGCAUGCCUGAACUUGAGGGUGCUCAUAGCGCAGUUCGAUAUGAGUGGAGCAGUCGAUGUGGAGGACGACCAGAGGCGUCACCGAUUGCUGUUUGACAGGAUUUCGACGUUGGCUGGACUAGAACGGUUGACUAUUACUGGUCGGUGUUGUCAUGGCUCCAAGGCCUCAAUUCCGCAUCUCUCAUGA